Molecule: messenger RNA, 6524 nt
Organism: Nanorana parkeri
Lineage: Eukaryota; Metazoa; Chordata; Amphibia; Anura; Dicroglossidae
Gene: ESPL1
Product: extra spindle pole bodies like 1, separase
Exons: 31
Coding region: 1-6426 (2141 amino acids)
Biological process (GO): proteolysis; meiotic chromosome separation
Cellular component (GO): centrosome; mitotic spindle; nucleus
Molecular function (GO): protein binding; cysteine-type endopeptidase activity
Source: RefSeq, a predicted model, not a curated record
AUGAAGGCCCUAAAAGGAGCAGACUUUAUAAAACUGACAUCAUCAACAGAAUCUGUCAUAAAACUGCAAACAGAGCUUAAGUCCUGCCUGUCAGAUGUCCCAAGUGAUCCCUCAAAGCCAGAUCAGCUGUCAGAUCAACGAGUUGUGUGUGACCGUGUACUUCGUGCCUGUAAUCACUGGGUAGCAGAGAGUUCUUGUCUUGGUCCACACUUAAGUAGUUUGAUGCCCUUGGCAGAACUUGCAAGUCGGGGUUUCCAUGUCUCAGGUGCCCAGCGUACACCAUUCUACCUGGAGAAGAUCCAAUUUCAUCUUCUGAAAAAUGUUUCUACACGGGAAUCCUCUUAUAAACCCUGCAUCCAACUGUCGGAUCUUCUUUACUCCUACCUCAGUAGAUGUCCUCCAGAGCUGCAGAAUAAUGGCGAAUAUUUAGCAGUAGCUAAAAGUAGCUUCCAGUGUCUAUGGAAAGCUGUGAUUGAACAAGAGCAAAAGCGGGGUCCAUGUCCUUUCAACCGAGAGGCUUUAUCCCUUCGACUUCAUGCUCUGAGAUUUCUCAUGUUGGUGGAAAAGACCAAUUCACAUGCUGGAUCUCCCAUUACAACACAUCAGCAUGCCAAGUGUGCUAUUGUAGCCUUUGAAUCCAAAAGCAUGCUUUGCAGUCAGAGUGAUGCCUGUUUUCUGAGUCAGAGUAUAGAAGAACUGCUGGUAAAACCCUUAAAAGGAUCUGGAACUUUGACCCACUCAUGGGCUAAAUGCCUGUUGGAAUUGACAGUGGAGAGGAUUCGUGUUCUCUGUAAAGGCAGCUGCUUUGACCAGAGCAAAGAGGUUGUCCAACAAGCAAUUGCAAGUUUGAAUGCGUCUGAUAGAUGCUGCCUCUCUGGAUUCAAACUUUUAAAGUUCUCCAUAGAAAUUCAGGAAUCUAAGAAGCCACGUGAGGUUGAGAAACGUUUAGUGGAAAUUGCAGAAGAUGUUGGUGAAGCCUGCGGUUCUGGGGAAGGUUGGCAGUGCCAGGCUCUGUGCACUUGCUGUCAGUUCACCGUUUCCUCUUUAGAUGGCUAUUUCAAACAUGUUGGACAUUCAGAAACUCAGGGUGCUCGCAGACUGCUCAGCCUGAGAAAGUUUCUUGAUAUGCAUUUUAAACUUCUGGAUAAGCAAGUGUCUAUGGUAUGUAUGUUGUCUACCAUAGAGACUAGGUAUAGAACAACAUUUGAGCUUAGCUGCUCUCAACAGUUUACUAAUGUGGCGUGCUCAUUCUUGCAAAGCUCUAAGGUAAGGCAGGAGGAUGGGUUGUGUUCUAUUGUCGACGCUUGUAAAGACACAGUAUGCAAAAUGCUGGCUUCGGUCAAUGGGCUUUCUGGUCAAGAUGCAGCAGAAUUUUUGAACAUAACAGCAUCAUGUGUGCAUAAUUUGGCCUACUGGUUCUAUAGCCAGAAGAAAUACAAGGAAGCCUCUGACCUGGUGUCUCCGCUUUGUGAAUAUCUUGCAGCGGCACGUCCUGAGGGCGAACCUGAAUUGGCUGUGGAAAGGCUGCACCGUUGUUUUAAGCUGCAUGUAGAGAGUUACCGGAAAGCUGGUUACACGGCUCUUGGCCUCACAGCUGUGACUCUCUGGCUACGAGCUUUGCAAGGUCACGUUUUGCAGCAAAUGGCCGAGCCUGUUGCAGUCUGGGUCCGACUCAAAAUUGAUGGUGCAAAGAAUGGAGAUGAAGAUCUUAGACUGCAAACGCUGAAGGAUGGCUUCUCUGAUCACCCUGUGGAUCCAGAGCUGAUGGUUUCUCUACUUGCAGAAGAGCUUAAAGGCUACAAAUCUGUUCAUGGUGAUACAGGGCAGGAGCGUUAUAAUACUAUUUGUGAUUUGCUGGAGCUGUGUGCUGAGAACAGCCAACUACAUCAUCAUCGUGCCCCAUUCCUGCUUGAGCUAGCCCAGGUUUUGUGUUAUCAUGACUACUCAGGACAGACUGAAUGCACCGCUCUAGAUGCAGUGCAGGAUUGCCUUCGACUUCUGGAGUCUGUCCCAGAAUCUACAGAAAACCGGGAGCAGUGGUUGGAUGUAAAAGCCCAGGCCCUUCUCUGGCAAUAUAUUUGCACUUUGGAAGCUAAUAUGCGUGAGGUUCUGGAGGAACAGCAACGGAAAGAAAACCUGAACAGCCAGAAAAAGUGGACCGGAGUAGAGUAUGAACCCAAUGACCUGAACUAUGAAGAUAAACUUCAUGAUGACCAAUCUGCUAAAGAUGGCAUUUGUUUCACCUUAGCUGGGGAGGCUGGGCCUAUGAAAGGUCUGGACGAAGCUCUGGAUCUGUGGAAGGAUAUUCUCUCUGGAACUAGUAUUCCUUCUUUAAACAAUAAUGAACACACUGUCUUUUCCUUGCAUCUACUGGGUUCUCUUUUCCGACUCAUGGGCAAGCCUUUGCAGGCCGUACAAAGCUUCCAGCUAGUAAGACAUCUGUGUGGGAGUUGGGGGGAUUUUAUACGUGAGGUUGGAGCUCUAUGCCACUUAACAAGGCUUAUGUUUUACUUGGAGAGUACAGAAUGUGCUCAGGUCACUCUUCAAGAGGCAGAAACCGCCCUGGAGCAUGCAGACCGCACUAGUGAGGCUUACAUUUUGGCUUCAUGUAGUUGUGAACUUCUCCGCAGCCAUCUCUUCCGGAUCAAUAAUCAGGUUAAGAAUGGAGUAGAAGUUCUUACAAGCCUUCUUCAGCACCCGUCUCUGCAGAAGUCCUCCAAAGCCUGGUACCUUUUAAAAGUCCAAGUCUUGCAGGAGCUCUCCGCGUAUCUCCGGCUUCCACCGGCAAUGUUGCUUCCAGAUCUUUACAAAAAGCUUUGUGCCCAGGGUUGGCAUAACCCAGAGACUGCUCUGACAGAGGCACACAAGUUGCUCAGGAGCAUUGUCCUUCUCUUAGUGGGAAACGAUGUUUUGUCCGCUCCAAAGUCUACAACAGAAAUGCGAUUUGUGGAUUAUGGUGAGAACCUUCUUCAGAAGUGGCAAGUACUUGCUGAUCUAUUAAGCUGCUCUCAGGAUCUUAUCAGCACUCUGAGCUCUCUUGGCAGUGUUUCUGAGGCCAAGUCCUUCUGCCUUGAAGGAUUGAGAUUAGCCAAAACUCUUCAUAGUAUGCGACAUUGUGCAGAUUUCUUGUUGAGAAAGGCAGAACUGGAGACUCUACGUGCAGAGCCUCAGCUGUGUGAAGAAGAUCUGCAAUAUGUGGUGUUCCUCAUGGAGUCUUGCACAGAUUUUACAGCUAACACUAAGCAAAAAGAGGUGAAAGUUAAAGUCUCCAAAGGGAAGAAAUCAAACAAAAAAGAAAAGACCCCAGAUUUCACACCCAGUCCUCCAGCAGAAGCAGAUGAUUUUCUUAAAAGGGUGCAGUUUCAGUUUGUUGAAACAAGAGAUUUGGUGAAGCCCCCCGAAUCCCCAACAAUUGCUGCUCCUUCUGAGAAGACUCUUCCGGAUUUUGUGUCUCAUACACUGGAAUGUACCUGUCCUCUAUGCUCUGACCUGGUACUUGCCUUACUCUGCACUCAAUGGCUGGUGGCUAAGGCAGAGAAUGAACCUCAGAGCAAGGAUCUGUUGCAUUUAGCUCUCAAACGUAGUCAGUUCAAAACGCAUUACUUCUCUGAGGUCCUAAAGGACAUUCUGCAUGUUAAAGAUUGUAAGUCUAUUAGUCUUGGUAUUAAUGAUUGGCUAAUUGCUCGAAUAUAUCAGUCAGUGGUGUAUACGAGUCCUCCUCCUAAUCUUGCAGAAGGCAUUUUAGAAGAAGGCUUGGACUUUGUCUCUUCACGACCAGCCUCUUUUUCCAAACAAUGGAAGGCAAGCCUUUUGCUGGCCAAAGCAUUAGACUCUGUUUACAAGCUUUCCUUGAAGCACGGAGGCUGCAUUGCAGAUCUCUUUAUGCAGGUGUGGGGUUGGAAACCUCACAUUGCGAAGAGAGUAGCCGACUUGAGCUCUAAGAGCAACCAGAUCUGUAAUAGUGCUAUUUCUAAUAAAAAGAAAGGAGCCCAAAAGCUUUCAGUUGCAAGUCUCCAUGAUCUCUUUUCUCCUGAUGAAAGUGAACCUUGCCUUCCAUUUGUGUCUAUGAAGACUCCGACAAUAUUGCAGAAAGACCUUUUGACAACACAGACAAAACCAGUUGCACCAGCAGUUGGCAGAAAGUGCUCAGUCUCUGUGUAUGAUGAAGAUUCUCCCAAACGGGAACUAGAGCCAAGAGCGCCUCGAAGACGUAAAACUAGAGCAGUAAUAAAGGUUGAUUUCAGUGACAGUGACCUUGAAAUACCAGAUAACCUUGAUACUGACCCAACUUGGAAUAGCAAAAAGCAAGCUGUGCAGGCUAAGCCUACAUCCCGAAGGAGACCUUCUACAAAGAGUUGUACAUUACUCGCACCCUCAGAAUCUGAUGAUGAGGAGGUGACUGCAAAGAACAGGUCUAGGAGAGGGAGAGGAAGCGCGAAAAAAGCCCCAAAAGAGAGUAGCACUCCAGAAAUGCAUAGGCGCCGUCCACAAGGGAAACUAGACAUACCACCAGUGGACGCUCUUAGAUCGAUUGAAGAAGAACCAGAAUGGCUGUUGGAUCUCAGUAUUGAUGAGCUGCGAGCUUCUGAUGCAGAGGAUCAGAAACCAACAAGAGCACCUGGUAGAAUACGAAAGCCCUCAAAAAAAGAAAAAAUUGGAGAGUGUGAAAUCCUAAGAAGAGAUGUUGGAUCAGAGAUACAGGGAUGGACAUCUGUUAAAGAACAAGAAGGGGAUCCAAACAUAUUCAGCAUGAAGGGAGUUUCAUCCUCACUACCAGCUAUAUUCAGUGCUUCUGAUCUGGAACCCGUGUCAUCCUAUCUCAAAGAAGCUUUGGAGUCUGUAGCCCAUUUCCCUCCUUGCGCCUUGUAUGCAAAGCUUUGCCGAUUACGUGCGCUCUGUUCUGGUGGACAAGACCCCUAUAUGACUGCUUUUCUGAUUAAUGAAUCUGUGGCCAUCACGCUGAGACAUCAGUUGCUCAGUGACGUUCAUCGGAAGCUGAGGAAACUGAAGAAAGAAGGCUCAGGGGAUGUAUCUGACAAGCUACAAAGUUUGAGUCUUGAUGAUCACCAGGACCCUCAGAUUAAGUACCUUUCACAGCUGGAGGCCCUGUUUCAGUUUCCAAAGCAAUCUAUAAAAAUGCAUUCAUUUAAGGAUCAGCUGCAGGAGAUUCCAACAAACACUGCAGUAUGUAUAUUGACCCUGGCUGACAUCCAUCAACGAAGCCCUGGAGAUACUCUACUACUCUGCAGACUUGAAAAAGGAAAUUCCCCUGUUACUGUUCAUAUACCAACAUCCCAGCUAAAGAUGUCUCUUAGCACAGUCCUGCAAGAGUUUGCUGACAUUCAGAAGCAGCAGAAAAUUGUUAACAAUUUAACAGAUAAAAGGGAAUGGUGGGAAGGACGCACAGCUCUGGAUGGUCGCAUGAAGGCUUUAAUACAGUCACUUGAAGAACAGGUCUUGGGUUGUUGGAAGGUCCUUUUGUCACCUCCCUGCUCAGCUCCUGCUCUGGAGGAAGAAGCCCGGGUGCUUUCAAAGGCUCUUGUAGUCUGUGGUUGGAGGAGGGCAGAUCCAGGACUUUUGAAGGCAAUCCUGCAAGGCUGUCACCACUUAACUGCCCAACAAAUCCAGUUUAUUGCCCAGGGGUUCAGUGCCCCCAGGCCAGAACAAGCUCAGGAGCUGCUUAAUAAAUCUAUCGAUAAGCUGAAAUCUAAAACUGAACAUAAAGAAGGACAUCUCAUUCUUGUACUGGAUAAGCACCUUCAGCAACUGCCCUGGGAGUGUAUGCCCUGCUUGCUGACCAGAUCAGUCACUCGUCUCCCAUCUCUGCAUUUCCUGCUCAACUACAACCUCCUUAGAAAGCACCAGCCUCAGAGCAGCCUUGUUCGCGGGGUGGAUCCUAAGAAAACAUUUUAUGUCCUGAAUCCCCAUUCAAAUCUACCGGGCACAGAGGAACGAUUCAGGGAUUGGUUUAAAAAUGAACCUGGAUGGACAGGAGUUGUCAGAUCUUCUCCAAAGUCGGAAGAUCUCCAGACCGCUCUAACAAAACAAGAUCUUUAUAUUUAUGUGGGCCAUGGAGCAGGUGCACAUUUCUUGGAUGCACAGACUCUGCAAAGGUUGGACUGUAAUGCAGUGGUGUUGCUGUUUGGAUGCAGUAGUGCUGCUUUGGCUGUCAGGAGAGAUCUUGAAGGCGCUGGUCUAGUCCUGAAAUACUUAAUGGCUGGAUGCCCUAUGGUAGUUGGGAACUUGUGGGACGUCACAGACCGAGAGAUUGACCGAUACACGGUGGCGUUCUUACAGGGUUGGUUGAAGGCAGGGCCCGGUGCCACGCUUCUGAAGUACUUAUCGGAGUCACGACAGGCUCCAAAACUCAAGCAUAUAAUUGGUGCAGCUCCUGUGGCUUAUGGCAUACCUGUGGCCCUUCAGUGACUUUAACUCUAAUUCAGCACAUUGUACAGAAAAAUGUUUAGAAGUGUUGCACGUGGAAACGACUCCAAUGCUGUUUAUACAACUACAAAUAUUUUUCA